AAGAAAUCUACAGCUACAACUACAGGUUAGUGUUGUCAAACUAAGCCUUAGCCUCAAUGCAUCAUAUAUUGAUAUCCAGCAUCAAAGAGUUAUCUACUUAUCUUGGUUAUAAUAGUCAUCCACUCCUUAUUGAACCAUUUUCACUUGAUAGCAUGCAAAUCUUAAAUUACAUGAUUCUGGGCUUUUCUCAUCUGAAGUUUUGGUGACUGGAAUUUAGGACUAACAUAGGGGAUGUGGUACAAAAUUUGGCAAAAGCAAAGGAGAAUGAGAUCCAGUUCCUCAGGACUACGCUGGAAAAGUGGUAACUAUCAUCAUGAUCAACGGCAAGAAAAAGAACUUCAACCAAUCUUUCCUCUCCUUCUGCAUUCUUAUUGUCCCUGUUUGUUUAUUAGGCUGAAGAACGUAUGCUUCUUGUACAAGCCCAGAUUGAACAACUUAAGAAAGGAGCACAAGAAGUGUUGGGCUCAACAGAUGUUGUUGAGAAGUUCAGAAGCAGCAUUUCAAGUUAUCAAACAUGAGACGGAAAGCUUUAUGACCCAUUCUUGGCAGCUAGUUCAGUGACAAAACUAGAUUAUGUUAUAGGCUCCAUGUUAAUCAACUAGUAAUAUUUCAAGCAUGACGAUCUGUUGUCUUAUUAUUUUGAAAAUGUCAAGUAUAUUGCUAUUCAGUCAAAUAUGGUGGUUUGCUGAAAACUCAAAUGAAUAGUCCCUAGUUGUUAGAGAGACUUGAUAAGUAGAAAAGGAAGAAGUGGACGAAGACAUCCAAGCCAUGAUUGCUGGAGGAGUGGAUAUAAUGUAUCAUCAGAUUCCAGAUUUGGAGACUUAAAGACUGGUAUAUAUGCAUAUUCUCAACUGAAUGUAGGCAACUUGUUUAUGAAUAAUCAAUUCACUCGACACUCGACACUCGACAUUAGUCUUUCUUAUUGCAUCUAUUUACUUUGCAAUAGACAUGGGGUGACUGGCACUAAGACAUGCUAUUGUAGUAGUUUUGUACUUCUAUUGUCUUCAAGAGAACUUUGGUUUGCAUAGUAAGUUGUUCAUUAUGACUAGAUGUCAUUAGAUGAUUGUUGCUACCCAGAACCUGCUAGUAAAGUUUACAUGAUUUC
Rubroshorea leprosula is the source of this 1105-nucleotide messenger RNA. The record is from the annotation of a GenBank genome assembly. NCBI's taxonomy places the organism in Eukaryota, Viridiplantae, Streptophyta, Magnoliopsida, Malvales, Dipterocarpaceae.